Rhopilema esculentum is the source of this 768-nucleotide messenger RNA. The record is from RefSeq and is a predicted model, not a curated record. NCBI's taxonomy places the organism in Eukaryota, Metazoa, Cnidaria, Scyphozoa, Rhizostomeae, Rhizostomatidae.
AUGGAAAAGGGUGGAUGUAAGUUUGGUUGGAAUACUAUCAUUGAAAUGUGGCAGAGGGAAUGCACAAGAGUAGAGACUGGUAUCAUGCGCAAAGUGCCAAAGUUGCUUCCAUCCUUCAUUGAAUGCGAUGCUUGGACCAAGUUAAAUGUUGCUCCAGCUAAGAUAAUGCAGCAAGACAAUGUUCUCACUGACCUUUAUGACCAUGCAAAUCCACAAGAUGUUGCAGAAAAACCCAAGGAUUUUGAAGCUACAGUUCUAGUCCGUAAUUAUUUACUUGCCUGCAACAAGAUAUUUGAAAGGGGAGUGUUAUCAAAUUCAAAGAUAACAAGCAGUGAUUUAACCAUAGUUAAUAAUAUUGAAGAUGGGUAUCAAUUCUUUGAAGAAUGGUGGGAGAAAUUAAAUGCUGGUGGAGACUUCCAACCUCAAUCUUCGGCAGAAAGAAGAUUCAUUUCAUGGCAAACAUGGGAUUUACUUAGAAUUCUUGUCUAUGGGUUCACAGGUCUGGUGAAACGGUUUCUGCACGAUUACAAUGGUUAUUAUAUAUUCCCAUUAAAGGUUAAUGGCAGUGCUGCUGAAACGCUUUUCUCGCAGUUUAAAUUUGAAACAAACAUCAAGUUAUCGUCAGUCAACUAUGCAACAGCUAGAUCCCGUGUAUUGAUGAAGAAAUGGGCAGCCUUGGCACCGUGCAUGGAGGUGCCAAGGCUGCCCAUGGCUACAGGGAUACACCGCUGUACAUCAGAGAAAAAAGCUAUGACGCAAAUUUUAUAA